This is a messenger RNA of Pocillopora verrucosa, 990 nucleotides long. Lineage: Eukaryota; Metazoa; Cnidaria; Anthozoa; Scleractinia; Pocilloporidae. The record is from RefSeq and is a predicted model, not a curated record.
AUGUUCUCCAAAAAGAUUAUCGUUUGUUUUGUUCUGUUUUCCUAUUACUGCUAUGCCCAUGAACGUUCUUGUCAGCAGUAUACUGAAUCUUUUGAUUCUCUUUUCUACAACCGCGUUCUGAUCGGCCAGGUGAUCAAGUCGUUGUUCACUCGUGGUGGAAUUCUCUCCUGUGCUCACAGAUGCUUGUCUCUUCCGUCAUGUUCAUCAUACAAUUACCAAAUGUCAGAGUCCGACUAUGGCAUUUGUGAAUUAAACGGCGGAAAAGAGGGCGAUCAGGAAAACUUGGUGGAAAGAGCUGGUUAUGUUUUCGCACGGCGAAGAAAGGCACCACGUAGCUGCAAAGAGGCAAGGCAGCGGACCAUUAACCCUCUAUCAGGCUUUUUCUGUAUCCAAGACAACAACGGUGAUAUGUUUAAAGUCUACUGCGACUUCACCUCAGAACCCGGUUGGGCCUGGACACUAGUUAUGUCAGAAAGCUUACGGAACGUUGGCAAACCUUUUACCCGACAGGCUUUGUUUGCAAAUGAGCCAAUGAGCCCAGAGGUUCCCAACUGGGAGGCGUACAGGCUUCAAUUAGAUCGCAUGAAAGGAUUGAGAUCUAAGUCAACAUACUGGCGAAUAACUUGCAGCUUCGAUCCUGCGAGCGUUGUCGACUAUAGAGAUUACGUUCGAGAAAAGUUUAAAAACUUCGACUUGUUGACUUAUGAGGGUUAUAAAACUUGUGAACACGUCGAUUACAUCAAUGUCCAUGGACACAGCUGUGAAAAGUGCACCGCGGUUUGGUAUCAAUCCGAUGGGUCCAUUUUAGUCCACCGAAGCUAUCAAAAGCAUUGCGAAUUUGGUAGAGCACCAGGGUCCAUUCAAGAUAAUGACAGGUAUAGCAAGCAAAAUUUUAGUCGGUAUGAAGUGUACAAUCCUAACUUCCGGUGUACAUCAAGUAGCUCUGCCACAACCAAUUAUUGGUUUGGUUUAAGACCACCUUUUCACUGA